Messenger RNA from Diaporthe amygdali, 915 nucleotides. Its product is annotated as 50s ribosomal protein l1. The transcript has 2 exons. NCBI's taxonomy places the organism in Eukaryota, Fungi, Ascomycota, Sordariomycetes, Diaporthales, Diaporthaceae. The coding region runs from base 1 to 915 and encodes 304 amino acids. The record is from RefSeq and is a predicted model, not a curated record.
AUGGCCUCGAUAAACCAAUGCCUCGCCUCAAUGGCAAGGCUCAGUCUCUCCACAGCAUCCAGACCAACAUUACAAUCAGCGAUACCACGAUAUCUCGCGCCGUCAGUAGUCGCAGCCGCGCAACAAACACGAAAUGCGUCCGGACGGCCAAGCGGCGCCAGGAAGAGGGAGAAGAAGAAGAGGACAUUCAAGGGCUUCAGAGUAGACAGGCUGGAUAACAUGCAGCAGUUUUCACUGUGCGAUGCCAUACGGUACGCACGCGCCUUCGAGGUCGGCCAGAACCCCCAGACAACCAAGUACGACCUCGCCGUCAAGCUCAGGACGCUCAAGUCCGGCCCCGUCAUCAAGAGCCGCAUCCGCCUGCCGCACCCCGUCAAGUCGGACCGCCGCAUCGGCGUCAUCUGCCGCGAGGGCUCCGCCCUGGCCAUCCAGGCCCGCGAGGCCGGCGCCGUCGCCGUCGGCGAGGACUCGCUGUUCCAGGCCAUCCGCGACGGCAACCUCGAGCUCACCAGCCUGAUCUGCGACCAGGGCUCCGCCGACAAGCUGGCCAAGGCCAACAUGGGCCGCGUGCUCGGCCCCAAGGGCCUGAUGCCCAGCGUGCGCGCAAAGACCAUCACCAACAACGUCCUAGGGUUGCUGAAGGAGAUGGCCGGUGCUGAUAACUACCGUGAGAAGGACGGCGUUGUAAGGCUGUCUGUGGGGCAAGUGGGCUUCACGCCCGAGAUGCUGGCUGCUAAUGUGAAGGCUUUUGUGGGCCAGGUCAAGAGCGACUGUGCUGCGCUGGAUGACCAGGUGAACAAGGAGGUGCAUGAGGUUGUCAUGAGCAGCACACAUGGUCCGGGAUUCAGCUUGAACGGAGGUUUCAAUCCCACUGAGGAAGGCCUGACGCCUGCUAUGCUGACUAGUCCGAUGUAA